Gloeophyllum trabeum ATCC 11539 is the source of this 1842-nucleotide messenger RNA. RefSeq names its product alpha/beta-hydrolase. The record is from RefSeq and is a predicted model, not a curated record. The transcript is spliced from 7 exons. The coding region runs from base 1 to 1842 and encodes 613 amino acids. Lineage: Eukaryota; Fungi; Basidiomycota; Agaricomycetes; Gloeophyllales; Gloeophyllaceae.
AUGUUGUCGACUCUGGUCCUCGCCUUCGUCGGCCUCCUGCCCUGGGUUCGCGCAUUCUCGCUGUAUCCUGACACCGGAGUAGUCAUCGUUUCAAAUAAUGACUUGAACCCGUCAAAUCCCAACCGUGCGAGCGCACUGUAUCUGAAGAGUGCCUAUACCUGUAUGGGAGCAUACCAAGCUUGUGCACAGUUGCAGGAAACCUUGCUGCCUCCUCCAAACGGGACUGGUCUUACGGCUGCUAACUUGUCUACGGCGCUGACCUCCGGGACGCAUGGGCUUGCGAUUGAUUCUAGUCAGAGAAUAUGGAUAGCCGGAGCAGCGCCCUACGAGUGCGCGGUGUUCUCCCCUGGCGGGUCUACCGAGUCUAGUUCAGGCUCUGGAUCCGGAUCUGGAGUUACCGCAGAUGUGAAUGAGGAACUCCCCGUAUUGUGCUCAAACACAGCGCCUCCGAUGGCGGUCAACUCUACGCUGCAAGAUAGCUCGCAUCAGAUCCAGCUGUCCACCAACACGGCCGGUACUCUGAUUGGCUUCCGAGACAAGUUCUCGUUCAAGUUCUUGGGAGUCAAGUACGCAGAAUCUACAGCGGGAUUGUCAAGGUUCCAACCGCCCACCUCAUUGCGUUUAUCCAACAACGUUGUGAGGACUGCUUUCGAAUAUGGUCCCAUCUGUGCGCAGCCCCCAGAUGCCGACAAUGGUCAUUUGCUCUACUCUGGGGAAGACUGUCUGCAGUUGAACAUUUUCACGCCAGUAGUUAAUACAGGGUCGAACGCCGGUGCCGGUUCUUCGAAACUGCCUGUAAUGUUCUACAUCCAUGGUGGUGGCCUUAACACAGGAGACAGUGGCCCCUUCCCGUUCAAUAUGACAACGGAAGGAUACGUGGGUCCAACCAUAUCUAACAUGCUGGACGGUACGAAUGUGGCUUCGUAUGGGGGUGCCGUCGUUGUGACGAUCAACUACCGUCUUAAUGCGCUGGGUUGGUUCAACGCUUCAAAUGCUGCCCUGAAGGAUGCGCUUCUGGCGUUACACUGGGUGCAAGAUAAUAUCGAAGCCUUCGGCGGGGAUCCCACUAGGGUCCUUAUAUACGGAGAAUCAGCGGGAGGUACGAUGGUGAGAUAUCUCCUGGGGACCAACCCCAAGUAUACGGAGGGUUUGUUCAGUGCUGCCAUUCUGGAAUCAGACUUUGGCCAGAGUACACCCUUCACCUCACCAUCAUACGUUGUCAACACCUCCCUGACACUGGCGGAGAACCUCGGAUGCGCGGCAAACGGCACUACCACUCUCACCUCAUCUGUCAUCAGCUGUAUGCAAUCCCUACCGGCCGAGUCGCUUUCGCUUGCAUCUUACAACCUCGGCCUUACCUGGAACAUCGUCAUUGACGGUGACUACGUUCUCACCGACAUCGCCUCGAGCAUCGAAGACGGCGUAUACGCUCGCGUGCCGACAAUCUGGUCUAGCAACCAAUGCGAAUAUUGCUACUUCUUACCGACCACUAUAGCGCCGAACUCCCCUCCACAGAUUUUCACUGACAGUCUGGGUUUGUGGUUCAACCAGACACAGGUCGCUACGCUUCUGAACACGUCUAGCCUGACCGAAAACUAUCCAUACGAAACUGCAACUGGCGAAGACGGCAUAUCGGGUGCCGUGCUGCAACUGGGACAGCUCAUGACCGACUGGGACGUCCACUGUCCAAUGGUGUACCUAUCCUCACUCGAGACCAAUACCACCAAUCGCAAUAACUCGUACAAGGUCGAGUUCGGCGUGGGCCUCGGCUCGCCGCUCACGCCCAACCCGGCUACGUGCCCCGGCCAGGGACGUCGUGAGCAGAUGGACGAGCCUUGCUAG